Molecule: messenger RNA, 2833 nt
Organism: Anopheles stephensi (Asian malaria mosquito)
Lineage: Eukaryota; Metazoa; Arthropoda; Insecta; Diptera; Culicidae
Product: serine protease gd-like
Exons: 3
Coding region: 853-2391 (512 amino acids)
Biological process (GO): proteolysis
Molecular function (GO): serine-type endopeptidase activity
Source: RefSeq, a predicted model, not a curated record
GAUGGCACUUGAAAUCCCCAUCCCAUCCAACCCAAUCGCCCUGCCCUGCACCUAGCCCUCAGGUGCCGCUCAGCUGUCAGUUCACCCCGACCGGCGUUCAUCACCGCCAGCGCGAGGCACCGAGGCGUCACCCGUCAAAUCAGUGUGUAUCAACAGCUUCAACCGAACGGAUCGUUCAAGACGUAGCGUGCGCGCACAAACGGACCGUGUUCCUUACUGACUGGCAACCCUCGGCUGGGUUAUCAAUAGGAGGGAGUGUGCGGGACGCAUUAGGAGGUUGCUUUACACCACACACGCACACACGCAGGCACCUGUUGAUUGUUGUGCUCUCUCGCUGUGCUUAAUCUCCUCGCGUUCACACAGGAGCAGUCGCAGUUGGCCGGAGAGAAUCAUCUCUGGGUGCUCAUCGCAGCAUCCGAUAAGGAAGCAUUUGGGAAGUCGCAACAACACUAGCACAGCAGUAGUGCCCCACGGAUUCCCCACAUACUUACGCAUCGUUCGGUGGUAGAACGGAUUCGAAUUCUAUCGCGGUCUGGUGAAACCUGUUCCGGUGUUGAAGUUAUCCUAUCGGGGAGUGGAGCGCCGCUUCGGAGUUUCGUUUGGAAAUAGUGUGCAUUUGGACACGGCACAGUGCGGUGAUAGUGUGCACGGCUAGAUCACCGCCGACGGUAGACAGGUUGUGAAGGAAGGAAGUAUGAGCAGCGAAGUUUAGGUCAGAAGUGUCCUACGCGUAUCGUAAUUCGUUUCUCCCCCCCGCUAGCGGAGUAUAGUGUGUGUGGGGCAGCGACGCCCCUGUUGUCGCGCGUACAGUUACCUCCCCCCCUCAAGAGCAGCUACUGCAGUGCACACAUCAUGUUGACGGUACGAAUAAACGCCAAAAGUUCGACGCGAUAUCCGGCGUUUAGCUUGCUGCUGCGAACGUGCGUCUGUCUGCUGGUGCUGCUCGGUCCGGUAGCGCACAGCCCGGUCGAGGGUCAGUAUCUGCGGUCACCGUGCCCGAACGUGUUCUCGUACCGGCUCGAUCCGAGCUCUAACCAGGUGUUUGGCUACGUCCAGCUGCAGGGUCUGCGCAUCGGUCAACUGGUCAAGUUGAACGUCGAUCUUUCGAUCGGUAUCGCCGUACCGCAGAACAACGUCGGAUCGAUCACACUAGUGAAAUCGAGGGAGCAAACGUUCCGCGACAUCUACAGCAACCUGCCGGCACAGUAUCGCGUUAAUUUCCCGUUCAAAAAUGUGAUCCCGAGCGUGCUGGCAAUUAGCGUGAACGGUCAAACGAUCUGUACCGGUCAGAAAGCGACCGGACAGGUUGUGACCACCAUCAACCUGGAGCACACGCUCUUCACGCAGAUGCAACCGUUGGCGAACGGUGGUAAUGGCAACAACGUCAACAACGUCAACAACGUCAACGUCUUACAGUACCAACCGCCACAGACGCCGGCACCGCAAAUUCCCAUCUAUCGGCCGGUGCAGACUCCGGCACCGCAAAUCAUAACGCAAAGACCUCAGCCGGUUGUGACGCAGCCGGUGGUAAGACCGCAGCCGGUGAUAACGCAAAGACCGCAGCCGGUGCAACCGAACUACAGUGCAGAGGAAGAGGACAUAUGUGGCAAACCGGCCCAAGUCUUCAACCGUCUCUCGAUUAACGGCAUACGAUCGCCGAAAGGACAGUUCCCGUGGGCGUCACCGAUCUUCGAUAUUGCCGCAUCCAAACCGAAGUACAUUUGCGGCAGCACAAUCAUUACCACGUUGCACCUGGUGACGGCUGCCCAUUGCAUGUACGAUACGUACGGAGCGGAGCGUAACCCGAACGAUUUGUCGACCGUGCCGGGCAUGUACAACAUCGACAACUUCUUCGAUGCCGAUCUGCAGGAACGUAAGGUAGUGAGAAUCGUGAUACACGACGAGUACUACUUUGAGGACACGGGCCUGGCAGAUUCGGACAUUGCCGUGAUGAAGGUUGACCAGCCGAUCAUCUACAACAAUCUCGUCCGGCCCAUCUGUCUGUGGACCGAAAUCGACAACCUGGAGCAGAUUGUGGGCGUAAAGGGUUAUGUGUCCGGCUGGGGUGUUACCGAGAGCGGCGAAGCCAAGUAUCCGAGCUACGUCACGGCUACGGUGGUCGACCGACGGUCCUGCUCGCGUAACCUGGAAAAGGUGAUUGCCGGUUCGUCGCGUUUGUUCUGUGCCGAUGGGCACGGUUCGGUACCGUGCACGGGCGAUUCUGGCAGCGGGCUCGUAAUCAAGCGCGGCACAAAGUACUACCUUCGGGGUGUAGUGUCUGUCGGACAGUUUGACCCGAAUACUCUGACCUGCGCGCGUAAUAAGUACGUGGUGUACACGGACGUAGCACCACUCCGGUACUGGUUGCGGAAAGUGAUUAAAGGAGCGUAGGAUAAUGAACGGUGUCCGGUGUAGCCUGCGCAUGCUUCAAGCUAGCAAGUAAGUCUGUGACUAUCCUGACACGCACACACGGCCAUUCUGUCGAGUUCCCCUGAUGGCUGCAAGGAUCUGCCCAGCGGAGAUGGAUCUUGGUAGAGCAUAGUCCAAGAUGACUCAUGCCCACGGGUCUUCCGAUCUGUUUGCAAGAUUGCCCUAGACUGGUGGGCAACCGAAACCAAGUGUAGUGAUGAAACGCGUUAGCUAAGCGUUUAUUCCAGGACAACCCAAGUCAACAAAACCAAGAAAAUAAACGAUACAGUGUGUAGUGCGUAGAUCGUAAAAUGUAUUUAUUUAGCGAUCUAAGUCUAUCGUUCGGCGCCCGUCAUGGGAGUCGAAACAAAGUAAACGUAACGUAAACCAAACUUUAAUAAAUUGAGAACCAUCUAUCGAGUAA